AUGACCAAUAUCCUCGCUUGCUUGGUGGAGCAACAGGGUCAAGUCCCUCGGAAUCAACCUAGGGAUGAUAUGGGGCAAGAUAGGGCCCUAGAGCGAUUGCAAAAGUUCUCUCCUCCUAAGUUCCUGGGAGGACCGGACCCUGAGGGAGCCGAGAGAUUGUUAGAGACCAUGAUCAAUAUCUUUGCAGCGUUAAACUAUGCAGAGGAUAGGCAAGUGCAAUUUGCCAUUUUUCAGUUCGAGGGUCCUGCCAGGGCCUGGUGGAAUGAGAAGAGAAAGGACGAUUUUAUUAACCUCCGACAGGGAACUUUAAGGGUAUCUGAGUGUGAAACUCAGUUUACGAAGUUGUCCAAAUUUGCUCCCGAAUUGAUAGCUACGGAACAAAGGAGGAUAAGGAGGUUUGUUCAAGAACUCAAUGUGGAGAUACAGGAGGCCUUGGCGGCAGCCCAGAUUAACACUUUUACGGAAGUUUUGGAGAAGGCUCAGAGAAUAGAAAUUGCUAGGGUGGGUCAAAGAGAUGCUGGUGAGAAAAUUUCAGGGACACCUAAGGAAAUUACUCCAAGAGGAACCUCGCGUGGAAGGGAGCAAGCAAGAGGUGCCUCACAAGGAGGUCAGACCUCAGCCCCUCGAGUAUCUUGUGGGUUCUGUGGGAAGGCAAUCAUACUGAGAAUGAUUGUUGGCGAAAGGCAGGAAAAUGUUUAUGGUGUGAUAGUGUCGAGCACCAGCUUGCAACUUGUCCCCGUAGGUCACACCCAAACCCUGAACAAGCAAAUGUAG
Coffea eugenioides is the source of this 774-nucleotide messenger RNA. RefSeq lists its product as uncharacterized. NCBI's taxonomy places the organism in Eukaryota, Viridiplantae, Streptophyta, Magnoliopsida, Gentianales, Rubiaceae. The record is from RefSeq and is a predicted model, not a curated record. The coding region runs from base 1 to 774 and encodes 257 amino acids. The transcript is spliced from 3 exons.